Molecule: messenger RNA, 966 nt
Organism: Papaver somniferum (opium poppy)
Lineage: Eukaryota; Viridiplantae; Streptophyta; Magnoliopsida; Ranunculales; Papaveraceae
Product: putative F-box/LRR-repeat protein 23
Exons: 2
Coding region: 1-966 (321 amino acids)
Molecular function (GO): protein binding
Source: RefSeq, a predicted model, not a curated record
AUGCCUCCCACAAAUAAAAAAUUUCCUCAAAAGAAGAAGAAGUUUGAAAUCAUUGACAAUCAAACUCCGAUUUCAUCAGAAGAAAUUAGAAAUUGGGUUGAAUUGCCUCCUGAUGUUUUAUUUCUUAUAUUUCUCAAAUUAGGCGCAAUUGACAUCUUACUUAGGGUUCAACCAGUCUGUUCAACCUGGAGAAAAGCUUCCAAAGAACCUUCGUUGUUUCGUUCAAUAGAUACGAGGAAUACUUGGGAUUCGUUCAAGGUAAGCUUGUAUGAUACCAGGAUUGGGUGGGCUUUGUUUGAGAAUAACAUGUAUGAUAUUGAAACGUUAAUCAAGAAAGCUGUGGAUAGGAGCUGCGGCCAGUUGAUUGACUUCUCUUUGGAACGUUUUUGUAGCGAUGAGCUUUUGGCGUAUAUUGCUGACAAGUCUGGUUCCUUAAGAUGUCUUCGGCUUGUAUCUUGCUAUCAAGUUGGCGAUGAUGCAUUGAUUAACGUGGCCAAGAAAGCUUUCCGGCUGGAGGAACUUGAAAUAUGCCACUGUUCAUUCUCUGGGGAUGUGCCUGAUAUGCUUAAAACAAUUGGGAAAUUAUGCUCGCAGCUAAAAUCAUUCCGGCUCAACUGUCGAGGCUACAGGCUGCCACACAGAGAUUUUGAUGAUGAGGCACUAGUCAUUGCAGCAAACAUGCCUCAGCUGCAUCGUCUUCAUCUUUUUGGGAAUAAAUUGACCAAUGUGGGGUUGGGGGCCAUUCUCAAUGGCUGCCGGCAUCUUGAAUCUCUUGACCUCCGUCAAUGCUUCAACCUUAAUCUAGAAGGGGUUCUACUGAAGAGCUGCAAAGAGAGGCUUAUAAAACUAAGGCUCCCAAAUGACCCCACAGAGGACUAUGAGUUUAAUGCUGUAAAUGUUGAUGGCGAUGAUGAUUAUGAAUCAUUUUAUCGCUACAGAGUCAUAGAUUUAGGUGAUGGGAAUUAA